Messenger RNA from Hemibagrus wyckioides, 7398 nucleotides. It is a transcript of the gene nid2a, whose product is annotated as nidogen 2a (osteonidogen). The record is from RefSeq and is a predicted model, not a curated record. Gene Ontology annotation, cellular component: basement membrane. The coding region runs from base 84 to 6911 and encodes 2275 amino acids. Gene Ontology annotation, molecular function: calcium ion binding. NCBI's taxonomy places the organism in Eukaryota, Metazoa, Chordata, Actinopteri, Siluriformes, Bagridae. The transcript is spliced from 33 exons. Gene Ontology annotation, biological process: cell-matrix adhesion.
AGCAGCAUCACAGAGCAGACUGGACCGGCAGAGAGAGAGGAGCUCGAUGUAUAGCUGAUAUAACAGCUGAGAAAGUUGUGACCAUGUGGAAGAAAGCAGCGGCCUUUCUGAUCCAACUCUCCUGCAUCUCCCAGCACGUGAGCGCUCUGCAGAGAGGCGAGCUUUUCCCCUACGGGCCACUUAACGGGGAUCUGACCCUGCAGGAAGGAGACGAUGAAACAUCCCAAGUGAUUGCUCUGAGUAAACCCAUGCGCUUCUACGACACCUCCUUCAGCAAAUUAUAUGUGGCCACCAAUGGCAUCAUCUCACCACAUGACCUUCCUAUGGAGAAGCAGUACGUUGAUGACGGCUUCCCCACCGAAUUCCCAGUUAUCGCCCCCUUCCUCGCUGACAUCGACACCAGUAACGGAAAAGGAGUCAUCUACUACCGGCAAACUGAAUCCCCAAAUGUCCUGAAUCGAGUAGCUGCUGAGGUCCAGAAAGGGUUCCCAGGCACUCAGUUUACACCAACUCACGCCGUCAUCGCCACGUGGGAAAAUGUGGCUGCUUACAAAGUGGACAUGCUCACUACUGAGUCAUCCAGACAGGUCAACACAUUCCAAGCGGUGGUGGCUUACGAUGAGGAGAACACUUACGCUCUCUUCCUCUACCCAGAAGAUGGACUGCAGUUUUUCGGAACUCUUCCUAAGGAGAUGUUUAAUGUGGAGAUCGAGCUUCCUGCACGUGUCGGCUUCACCAGGGGAGAAAUCUCGUAUCUUGUAUUCGGACGAACCGAGGGGCCUUACUUCAGCCUCACCUCCAACGAGCAGUCUGUCAAGAACUUGUACCAGACGAGCAACACCAACGUGCCUGGCGUUUGGCUCUUCCACAUUGGAAAUGCACACUCUUUCGUCAACGUGAUUCCAGCUACAUUUUCGGGCCGUUUACUCACCACAGUCCCUCAGAAGCAGAUGCUCCGAACAACCCCCGAGUACCCUCCAGGAGAGUAUGACACAGAAGAUGAUUCUUUCGACGAUGAGCAAGAAUACAACAUCGACCGAGAUUUCCCGAACACGGAUACCACAGAAUUCCCUCAGCCAGACCACGAUGCCCCUCGGAUGAGUGGUCAGAGCCAGGAAGGUGACUCAAAUCUGUUCUUACUUAACCAUUACGAAGUGAAAGUCACUCUGAGCCCUGACCCUCAGACCGAACACACUACUCCUACAAAUGUUCCCACGGAGGAAGUCGUCGAUUCCGUGCAUCCGGUGCCAAAGCAUCCUCUUCUGGAAGCGUAUCCCGUCCACCCUGAGGGUGAAGUGGUUAACGUGGAAGAUGAUGUGCACUUCGACACUGGAGUGUUUCGCUAUUCCACUCCGAACAAGGAGACCUGUGAUCGAUUCCAGCAGACCUGCAGUCAGAACGCUUACUGUGCCGAUUACCCAUCAGGCUACUGCUGCCACUGCAAUGCCGGUUUCUAUGGAAAUGGACGCCAUUGCCUUCCCGAUGGUGCUCCUCAACGUGUGAAUGGAAAGGUCAAUGGGAUGGUCUCAGUGGGUUCGACCCCAGUGGGAUUGAACAGUAUCGACCUCCAUGUAUACAUCGUAGUGGGUGAUGGUCGAGCAUACACAGCCAUCAGCGAAGUCCCAGAGCCUUUGGGGUGGGCACUAAUGCCCGUCACGCCUAUAGGUGGCCUUUUCGGGUGGCUCUUUGCUCUCAAGCUUCCCAACAGCCGUAAUGGCUUCAACGUCACUGGUGCUGAGUUUACACGCCACGCCGAUGUGACCUUUUACCCCGGCAACCAACGGCUCACCAUCGUUCAGACCGCCAAAGGACUGGACAACCAGAACUACCUCAACGUUGAAACUCAUCUAGAGGGCAGCGUGCCCUUCGUACCACCCGGUGCAAGCAUUCAGAUGGAGCCUUUUUCAGAAACAUACCAGUAUUACCCAUCAUUGAUCACAUCCAACUCGGUACGGGAGUUUACUAUCGUGUCCGCACUGAGCGGAGCGGAAAAAUUCACCUACCAGCUGAGACAGAACAUCACGUACAAGGACUGCAGACACACGCUGCAUCCCGGGGCUGAGACGCUGCAGCUUAAUGUCGAGCGCAUCUUUGCCAUGUACGUCAAAGAAGAACGCGUUCUCAGAUACGCCAUCACCAACAAGAUCGGCCGUGUCGGGGAUUACGUCCAAGAACCUCAGCAGGGGAACCCUUGCUACUUGGGAAGCCAUGAUUGUGACACCACAGCACAGUGUGUACCAGGAGAAGGACAACACUUUACCUGCGUGUGUGCUACUGGAUACACCGGAGAUGGACGCAACUGCUAUGAUGUGGACGAGUGUACUGAAGGUCUGAGCUCCUGUGGGAGUCACGCUCAGUGUGUGAAUCUGCCUGGAAGUCACAGCUGCCAGUGCCAGAGUGGCUUUGAGUACGGACAUGACAGUCGCACCUGUAUAGAUGUUGACGAGUGCCGAAGACAUCCGUGCCACCCUCAUGCUUCCUGCACCAACGUUGUGGGCUCCUUCCAGUGCCAAUGCCAGCCUGGAUUCCACGGGGAUGGCUUCCAGUGUCAUGUCGAAGAGCGUCCCAAGACUCAGUGUGAGCACCACAGAGACAGCGUACAGAGUGGAGUGGAUGGUUUAUCUGUGCAUGGAACAUACGUCCCUCAGUGUGACGAACAGGGUCAAUACAGACCUCAACAGUGCCAUGGUUCAACAGGAUACUGCUGGUGUGUGGACAGUAGAGGGCAGGAGAGAGCAGGAACCCGCACUCCACCUGGUACACCAGCUCACAACUGUGACGCUCCAGACCGUCCCAAGACUCAGUGUGAGCAGCACAGAGACAGCACACGAACGGAAGUGGACGGUUUACCUGUGCAUGGAGCAUACGUCCCUCAGUGUGACGAGCAGGGUCACUACAGGCCUCGACAAUGCCAUGCCUCUACAGGACACUGCUGGUGUGUGGACAGUAGGGGGCAGGAGAGAGCAGGAACCCGCACUCCACCUGGGACCCCACCUACCAACUGUGAUGCGCCAGAGCGUCUUAAGACUCAGUGUGAGCGGCACAGAGACAAUGCCCAGGUCAGACCUGGCGGUAUACCGCUGGCGGGAGUGUUUAUUCCUGACUGUGAUGAAGAAGGGAACUACAGGCCUCGGCAAUGCCACAGUUCUUCAGGAUACUGCUGGUGUGUGGACAGUAGGGGGCAGGAGAGAGUAGGCACCCACAGCCCACCUGGUGCACCGUUUAUCAACUGCGAUGCUCCAGAACGUCCCAAGACUCAGUGUGAGCGGCAUAGACACAGUGCACAGCAUGGAACAGACGGUGUGCCUGUGUUGGGAGCCUUCAUCCCUGAGUGUGAUGAGGAAGGUCGCUACAGGUCCUUACAAUGCCACAGUUCUACAGGACACUGUUGGUGCGUGGACAGUAGGGGGCAGGAAAGAGUGGGCACCCGAACACCACCUGGUACCCAACCUACCGACUGUGACGCUCCAGUUCAUCCUGAGCGUCCUAAGACUGCAUGUGAAGAGCACAGAGACUCUGUGAAGGCCAGAGUGAAUAGUUUGGGUAUUGUGGGUGCCUUCAUCCCUCAGUGUGAUGAGGAGGGUCGUUACAAAUCAAAACAGUGCCAUGGCUCUACAGGACACUGCUGGUGUGUGGACAGUGCAGGGCAAGAGAGGGCGGGCACCCGCACUCCACCUGGUACACCAAAUGUCGACUGUGAUGCUACAGUUCAUCCUGAACGUCCUAAGACUACAUGUGAAGAGCACAGAGACUCUGUAAAGGCUAGAGUGAAUAGUUUGGGUAUUGUGGGUGCCUUCAUCCCUCAGUGUGAUGAGGAGGGUCGUUACAAAUCAGAACAGUGCCAUGGCUCUACAGGACACUGCUGGUGUGUGGACAGUGCAGGGCAGGAGAGAGCGGGCACCCGGACACCACCUGGUACACCAAAUGUCGACUGUGAUGCUACAGUUCAUCCUGAGCGUCCUAAGACUGCAUGUGAAGAGCACAGAGACUCUGUGAAGGCCAGAGUGAAUAGUUUGGGUAUCGUGGGUGCCUUCAUCCCUCAGUGUGAUGAGGAGGGUCGUUACAAAUCAGAACAGUGCCAUGGCUCUACAGGACACUGCUGGUGUGUGGACAGUGCAGGGCAAGAGAGAGCGGGCACCCGCACUCCACCUGGUACACCAAAUGUCGACUGUGAUGCUACAGUUCAUCCUGAACGUCCUAAGACUACAUGUGAAGAGCACAGAGACUCUGUAAAGGCUAGAGUGAAUAGUUUGGGUAUUGUGGGUGCCUUCAUCCCUCAGUGUGAUGAGGAGGGUCGUUACAAAUCAGAACAGUGCCAUGGCUCUACAGGACACUGCUGGUGUGUGGACAUUGCAGGGCAGGAGAGAGCGGGCACCCGGACACCACCUGGUACACCAAAUGUCGACUGUGAUGCUACAGUUCAUCCUGAACGUCCUAAGACUACAUGUGAAGAGCACAGAGACUCUGUGAAGGCCAGAGUGAAUAGUUUGGGUAUUGUGGGUGCCUUCAUCCCUCAGUGUGAUGAGGAGGGUCGUUACAAAUCAGUACAGUGCCAUGGCUCUACAGGACACUGCUGGUGUGUGGACAGUGCAGGGCAGGAGAGAGCGGGCACCCGCACUCCACCUGGUACACCAAAUGUCGACUGUGAUGCUACAGAUCAUCCUGAACGUGCUAAGACUGCAUGUGAAGAGCAAAGAGACACUGUGAAGUCCAGAAUGAAUAGAUUGGGUAACGUGGGUGCCUACAUCCCUCAGUGUGAUGAGGAGGGUCGUUACAAAUCGUUACAGUGCCAUGGCUCUACAGGAUACUGCUGGUGUGUGGACAGUGCAGGGCAGGAGAGAGCGGGCACCCGCACUCCACCUGGUACACCAAAUGUCGACUGUGACGCUCCAGAACGUCCUAAGAGUCAGUGUGAGCAGCACAGAGACAGCAUACAUGGCAGAGGGGAUGGUUUACGCUUGACAGGAGCUUACGUCCCUCAGUGUGAUGAGGAGGGUCGUUACAAAUCAGUACAGUGCCAUGGCUCUACAGGACACUGCUGGUGUGUGGACAGUGCAGGGCAGGAGAGGGCAGGCACCCGCACACCACCUGGUACACCAAAUGUCGACUGUGAUGCUACAGAUCAUCCUGAACGUGCUAAGACUGCAUGUGAAGAGCAAAGAGACACUGUGAAGUCCAGAAUGAAUAGAUUGGGUAACGUGGGUGCCUACAUCCCUCAGUGUGAUGAGGAGGGUCGUUACAAAUCGUUACAGUGCCAUGGCUCUACAGGAUACUGCUGGUGUGUGGACAGUGCAGGGCAGGAGAGAGCGGGCACCCGCACUCCACCUGGUACACCAAAUGUCGACUGUGACGCUCCAGAACGUCCUAAGACUCAGUGUGAGCAGCAUAGAGACAGCAUACGUGGCAGAGGGGAUGGUUUACCCUUGAUAGGACCUUACGUCCCUCAGUGUGAUGAGGAGGGUCGUUACAAAUCAUUACAGUGCCAUGGCUCUACAGGACACUGCUGGUGUGUGGACAGUGCAGGGCAGGAGAGAGCGGGCACCCGCACACCACCUGGUACACCAAAUGUCAACUGUGACGCUCCAGAACGUCCCAAGACUCAGUGUGAACAGCACAGAGACAGAUCACAGAGCCGUCCAGAUGGGUCACCUGCGGUGGGAGCCUUCAUUCCUCAGUGCGAUGAGGAGGGUCAGUACAGGUCUCUACAGUGCCAUGGCUCGACGGGACACUGCUGGUGCGUGGACAGUAGGGGGCAGGAGAGACCGGGCACCCGCACGCCACCUGGCUCUCCUCGGAGGAACUGUGACGCGCCAGUGGAGGUGGUCCCUUCGCCGCGUCCGGAGACGGUGUGUGAGCGCUGGCGUGCCAGUCUGAUGGCGCGCUAUGGAGGUCGUCCAGGUCCAGAGAAUUUUCUUCCUCAGUGUGACGAGUCAGGCGAGUUCACCCCAGUACAGUGUUACGGGGAGUCCAAUUACUGCUGGUGUGUAGACAGACAUGGCCGAGAAGUUCCCGGGACACGCUCACACGACAAAGUCAAACCUGCCUGUAUACCAACUGUUCCCCCGCCCACCAUGCGCCCGUUGCCCCGCACAGACGUGACUCCUCCCCCAUCAGGCACUACUUUGCUCUACGCUCAAGGCCAACAGAUUGGAUCGCUUCCUCUCAACGGCACACGCAUGGACAAGGAGAGAUCCUCAGUUCUUCUCUCCCUGCAUGGCUCCAUAGUGGUUGGUAUUGACUACGACUGCAGAGAACGGAAGGUUUAUUGGACCGAUCUUGCUGGAAGAACGAUCAGCAGAGCCUCUCUGGAGCCUGGAUCAGAGCCUGAGAUCCUCAUAAACUCCGGCCUCAUGAGUCCAGAGGGUUUAGCAGUGGAUCAGGUACGCAGGAGGAUGUUCUGGGUGGACAGCGCGCCAGAUAAAAUCGAGACGGCCAAACUGGAUGGAAGUGACCGGCGCAUUCUGUUCAGCACGGAUUUAGUUAAUCCGAGAGCCAUCGUAGUGGACUCACUCUCAGGAACACUGUACUGGACCGACUGGAACCGGGAAGCCCCGAAAAUUGAGAGCUCCACUGUAGAAGGGCAUAACAGAAGGAUACUAGUACAGGAUGGCAUUGGGCUUCCUAAUGCUUUGACGAUUGACCCCACAACACGCCGUAUCUGCUGGGCUGAUGCAGGAACCAAGAGCUUGGAGUGUAUCGCGCCUGACGGGACCGGCCGACACGUGAUUCGUAGCGAGCUGAACUAUCCGUUCAGCAUGGUGUUUUAUGCCAACCACUUCUACUACACAGACUGGAGGAGGGAUGGAGUCAUCGGUUUAAGUCGAGACUCGAGCCAUUUUACGGAUGAGUAUCUGCCCGAUCAGCGUUCACAUCUGUACGGCAUCACUGUCGCCCCCUCCAGCUGUUUAUAGGGGAGGACAUAACAGAAGCCACUGUUCCAUGGUGCUGUGUUUUUCUGGGAUUUUUUAUUUUUUAUUCACACGUUGGGAAACGAACGCCCCUCUCUCAGCCGUUACCAAAGCCAUUGCGUCUUUAUAAACCCCUCCUCCUCCAAGAAAAAAGGUCAUGCUUCUCCUUGUUUAGAUUUGUACAUUUGUUUUAUACCUCAUUUCUUUCUACUGUAUUUUUGUAUGUUUUUCUAAAUAAUAAAUAAAUAAAUAAGCCAAAGAGGCCCAAAUUAUAAUUCAUGUUUGUGCAAAAAUGUUCUUGUGUAUAAAUAUAUUUGUACACGUGUGCAGCUUCGGAGCCCCUCGGCGCACUAAUAAGAAGCCGACAUACGGGACUGCACUGAACAUAACCCACGAUUUCUUUCACAGUUCCCUUUUUUAUAACCUUUUUUUUUUUGGAAUCUUUUGUAAGAUGUGAUAUUUAUAACAAUAAAAAGUGAUUCACAAUGUG